Molecule: messenger RNA, 1449 nt
Organism: Polyodon spathula (Mississippi paddlefish)
Lineage: Eukaryota; Metazoa; Chordata; Actinopteri; Acipenseriformes; Polyodontidae
Gene: chchd3a
Product: coiled-coil-helix-coiled-coil-helix domain containing 3a
Exons: 9
Coding region: 175-903 (242 amino acids)
Biological process (GO): inner mitochondrial membrane organization
Cellular component (GO): MICOS complex; mitochondrion
Source: RefSeq, a predicted model, not a curated record
GGUGUGUCAAGGGCAAGCAGCGCUGAGAAAUCGUGCAGUGUGUAUUGCUCUGUCGUGCGGCCUUGUGGAGAUGGGGAGUAGUUAAUAUCAGUUCAAAAUCUUUUCGAUUUAUAUGGGAUUAAUAAUAGCGGUUUGAUAAAGCAGAUAGAAUACCAGGUGUUGCUUGCGCCAGAUAUGGGAGGCAACAGUAGCACUCGGCGGGUCUCCUUUGAAGCGGACGAGAAUGACAACAUAACAGUGGUGAAGGGCAUUAGGCUCUCAGAAAAUGUUAUCAAUCGCAUGAGGGAGCCUGCUCCAAGUCCAACCAGCCCACCAUUAAUUCCGGAAUCUUCAGUUUCUCCUGCAGUUAAAGAAGAACAACUGAGAAAGAGAAUUUCUGACGAACUGGAAAUUGAGCGAGCAAAGAGAGACACUGACCUGCAUAAGAAGCUGGAACAGGAUAAGGCUUUUGUACGUGAAGAAAUCAGUAAAGUGCUGGAGCGAGAGCGAGCUGCUGCCAAUGAGAGCAUUUCCAGGGCUGUACUACGGGAAACAGUGACAACUGAGGAAGAGCGGCUGAAAACCAAGCGCUUUGAAACUGAAACAAAGGCCAAACAACUGGAAGAAAAGGAUCGAGAUCUGAGGAAGCAGGAUGCAUAUUACAAAGAACAAUUAGCCAGACUGGAGGAGAGGAGUGCCCAGUUCUAUAAAGUCACAACUGAACAGUAUCAAAAAUCUGUCACUGAAGUGGAGGCAAAGUUCAAGAGGUAUGAGUCCCAUCCUGUGUGUGCUGACCUCCAGGGUGAGAUCCUACGCUGUUACCAAGAGAGCAAUGGGCAGACUCUCAGCUGCUCUGCACUGGCUAGACAGUACCUGCAGUGCGUUAACAAUGCUAAACAGAGCAUGCUGAGGAAAGGAGGUUAACUUGUGCAUCAAGAAACCCUUAUCUUCUGCUUUGGCAACAUUAUUUAUCCUGAGCAACAAAACAGUUAAUAACAGUCAGGACUAAGUAAAGACACGGCAGCAGCCAAAAAGAUUCAUCUACAUUUAAUUCACAUCCAAAUUUGACUAUAAUCAAAGUAACAGAUUGUAACAGAGCAAACCAACUGAACAUGCCUAAACAAUGGUAGUUAAACAGUAUUCUUGUUUUUGAAGUGCAAACAAACUCCAUAUAUAUAUAUAUGUGUGUGUGUGUUAUUUAAAUGGGAACCUGGCAGCAGCAUCACAACAGGGAUUAUUAUAGUAGGGAUAGCAAUCUGAUACUUGCAUCCAUAAAAAGAGAAAGGUAUUUGUUUUGUCACCACUAGUACAUUAAUAGUGUUUGAAGAUCAUUUUGUUUUUGCAUGUGCGUUAUGAAGAAUUGGAUACACUGAUGUUGUAAAAUGUGAGCGCCUCCAAGUCCAAUAUGUCCAGCAGGAUUCCUACGACUGUGUCGGAACAUAUUAUACCUAAAAUAUAUUUUAAUAACAA